AUGAUGCAUUUGACUUGCUGCUCAAAAACAAAACUUUUUCAUAUUCUAUUUCUAUUAUUCGGUUUUCUAUAUUCACAGCCUACUGAAAAUCGGCCGCCACUUCAAGCGGUUUCGGUGAAAGGCACUUUUUUGUGUGGCAAGGAACCGGUGGUUGGGAUUACUGUUAAACUUAUUGAUAGAGAUCAUGGUGGGUUUUUCUAUGAAUUCUGAGGUACAGUACUCAUGAAAAUUUUGGCGGGAAAAUUCUAUAUUUUUUGAUCUACAGUAGCCCUAAAAAAUCAAUUUUCAUACAUCAAACUUCACAAAUAAAAAUAAUCACAAAUAUCAAUUUUUCUUCUAUUUUUGGCACAAAAUUUUUUUAUUUUUAUUUUUGAUAUCAAAAUGAACUUUGAAUUUUAGAAAAAUCCGCUUAUAAAAAUAAAUUUUCAAAGUUUUUUUUCAAAAUUUGAAAAAAAAUUGUUAAUUUUUGAUGCCAAUCAAUUUUAUCUAUAAAAAUUAAUUUUUCAAAAAAAUCAGUGACGUCAAUGAAAAAAAUUAUUUAGUGCACUUUUCGCUGUAACUCAAAAUUUAUCGAUUUUUUGGUUUUUGAAGCCUUUGGAAGCCUUGGGAAGCCUUUAGAAGCCUUUAGAAGCCUUGGGAAGCCUUUGAAAGCCUUUAGAAGCCUUUAAAGGGCUUCAAAAGCCCUCAGAAGCUUCCAAAAGCCCUAAGAAGCCUGUAGAAGCCUUCAGAAGCCUUCAAAAGCCUUCAGAAGCCUUCAGAAUCCUAAAAAAUCAAUAAUUUUUGCAGACGGUGAUCCAGAUGAUUUAAUGGACGAAGUUCGAACAGAUGCAAAUGGAACAUUUUCCUUAACCGGUGGAGCUUAUGAAUAUACAACUCUAGAACCAGCCCUAAAAAUCUACCAUGAUUGUAAUGACGGUGAAAGAGAGUGUCAGAAAAGAUUGUAUUGGAUUUUGCCGACGGAAUAUGUGACAAGUGAUAUGGACGAUAUUCCGAUUUUUGAUUUGGGAACUGUCAAUUUACAAAUCACUUUUGGAAAUGAGAAACGCGAUUGUCGACAUUAG
This is a messenger RNA of Caenorhabditis angaria, 1061 nucleotides long. Lineage: Eukaryota; Metazoa; Nematoda; Chromadorea; Rhabditida; Rhabditidae. The record is from the annotation of a GenBank genome assembly.